CAACAUUUCAGUGUUUCUCGUUUGGCGCUAGAGAGCAGUCAUUUUCCGCCGCCAUUUUCUCUGCGACGCCAUAGUGUUACAUUUCCUUGUUUUCUUUUACAAUUUUCUUUUAAAAUAACUGUUUCAACCGAUUCCAUAAGUGAAAACAGUACCGCGAUGUCUACCACAAUAGAUGAGAAUUGAAAAGCUUAUACUAGAAGCAAGUACCGUACAUCAAGAAUGUCCAAAGCGAUUUUCUUGAGGCAUUAGGAGCUAGAAGGCUCUUUACAACCCUCCUGAACUAUCAAUGCUAAAUUACAGGCUUGUCUCAACGCACUUCUUGAAGCAGCCAUAGUUUGUUGAGACCGUGCGAACUUUAUCGACUGCAAGAGUCGUACCAGUAUGUGUCGGGACCGAGAUAUGACGAGGCAGAGUUGUGAAAUUAUUAAAUAGACUGCUGUGGUUGACAGUAUCUGUAUUAGUAAAUAGUAUACCCGUCAAAACGGCGUUCGUUUCCGGGCUACCGUUUCGUUUUGUUUCUUUCAUUUUGUUUUACAUUAAAGGAUAAAUCAUAGGCUGGUUGUGUAGUGAUUGGUUGUGGAUCAUACGGCUGGCCCGCGCCCGGGCUUAAUAGUCGUGGCAAGCCGACACCGGGACAACAUUUCCAGAAUUCUCAACUCCAUAGUGGGCGCUGCCAGAUACUGCAUUAAACACAUUUCGGCCGAUUACUUUUGGAAAUUGGGGAUUUAGUUUCGAGGGUAGAACAAGAUGGUACUGUUGGAAAUUCAGGGUUUCGGCCAAGCAUCCGAUCGUUCGAGCGACCGUCGCAUUGUUAUAUCAAACGGGUGGCGUGCGCAGUGCUGUGAACAGGAUCACGAGGGGAGAGAGAGGGAGGAUAUGGCUGCCCCCGAGUGUGAAAGAGAGGCCCGCAAGCGACGCGAGCGCCGGGACUCUGGAUGUGCUCACGAGCGCAAAGAAAGAAGACCACACAGCGAAGAGCGGCUCCCACCACCGCCGCCGCCGCCACCUCUUCAUGAUUACAAUCGACUCGAGUCCGAACGCCGUGCAGAAAGGCUGUCUCGCGCACGCAGACCACAGUUCGGCAAAAGACGGCGCGCGCCCCGUCUCCCGCGGCAGCCCAAAGAAAAUGAUCACCCAGACGACACUCGCAGCGGAACACCCCCACAUUUUGAAUACGUUGUCCAACAGAAACCAGAAUUGUAUGAAGAAAUCCUACCGGCAUCCCAAACACAGACUUACUAUUGUGAGGAACCUGGGUUUAGUAGGCGCGACGAACGGAGCGUCCCACCUCGUCGCACGCAAGCCAGCCCUGACAGACGGCUGGAGAAGAUUAACAAAAAGAUCGCCGUUUUAAAAAAGACAAUUUUCAAAUACGAAAACGACUUCGAAACACAAAAUGGACGUGCAAUAUCUCCCGGCGAACGAAUGACCGAUGUUCAAUACAAUCGAAUGCUGGAGACGCUUCGACGCCUGCAAGCAGAAAAGCGCUGCAUCAAAUCGGAUCCCGUAGAGUACGCGCUGAAAGUUCAAGCAGCUAAAUUGCAAAAGGAAAGAGAUGAGAAGCUGGACGCAGCGCUAAGAAGCGAUAAGCCAAUGGGGGAUAUUGUUAGGGACAUUGAAGAGUGGAUCGAAGGCUGUCGCCAAGCAGCGGGUAGAGCAGCCAUACCCGAGUCGUCUUGGACGUCAGCACAGCUUGCAGCAGAAAAGGCGUGUGUUCAAAGAGCCUUAUUACGCCUAGAGGCGGCUAGAGGCAGGCCGGCAGCCAACACUGCGGAACGCGGUGCCGCCAGACAUUUAUAUGAACGAUACAGAGCUGUCAAACGAAACCUGCAAACUAGAUCUGAUAAUAUGGGAACAAAUGGUGAAUUAGCGACAAUUCACGAACAUGAAACAAUGCUGUUUACGAGUGUUGACAGUUCCAGUGAUUCCCAGGAGAAACCAUCUGAUUCUUCACAGGAAACGACUGAAACACCCCUUCAGUCACCCCCCAGUCGAGACAUAAUGGAGGAGAUGCCUUCCUCCACUUCUUCAGCGAAGUCGGCCACGAGUGAGGAGACUCCCUCCAAUGAGGGACUCCAUUUCCUCGGACUAGAAGACCUGGCACGAGCUCUAAGUGAAGCUAAAACGCAGAAAUGCGUCCUACGUCGAACGAUAAAAGAAUAUGAGUUCAACUUCGAGGUGCAGAACAGCAGAAAAGUGCAAAGAGAUGACAAGAAGGGAAGAGAGGAAGACUAUCAACGAUAUAAAGCAAUAAAGGCGCGUAUUAAAUUAUUAAAUGCACUUAUUAAUAAGCAGAAAGCUCUACAACAAUUUUAAAUAAUGUAAAUAUCGACGUUUUUAUAGCAAAAAUUCUUUGUUAGUAGAAUCAUUGGUAAAGAUUCAAUAUACAAUUGUCAAUAUAAUUUCCCGAAUACUGAAUGUGAGUCGAUUGUCAGGAGCUUUGUAUGAAAUUCAAAUUAUUUUCUAAUCGUCAUAUCUGUCAUAGUUUCAGUAGACAGCGAUUUCAAAUCAAGUGGCUAUAAAUGACACGUGUCAAAUCACAUAUCUGCCAACUUUUUUCUGUAUUUUCGGCAACAUGCUAUGCCUAGAGAAUUAUUUGUAACCAAUGACAAUAAAUGUCAUGUGUCAACUGUUAUCUCUGUAAAAAUGAACACAGAAUAUAUUUAAUCAAUUGCUACACCUGACCUAAUUUUCAGGUGACUAAGACAGUAUCUAAUACGAUUUUUAUUAAUUACUUAUUUUUCACUUUUAAGUAGUUUUAUGCUUUUAACAUUACAAUGAAUAUCGGAACUUAAUGUCUUGAAGUAAAUUUGAGAUAUCAAAAUAUAUUUGUAGAAUAAGUGCCACACGACAAAAUAUCGUAUGUUCUUAUAACUAUAAUGUUUUAUUUGUCAAUUUGUAAAUAAGUACCUAUGGCAUAAAUAGCUUGUAAAACUUCAGUUUCAAGCUUAACAAUAAUCUUCUAUGAAAUAGGAGUAGGUUAAUUACCAUUUGAAUUUAGCAUCAUAAACAUUAUUUCAGCCGAAUUAUUACAUUUGUUUAUGUACAUUAAUCAUUCUUGACGUGGCCCGUAAAAUAAAUUGAUAUUAAUGAAUAUUCUAUAUCUCGCCAACGUUAAUUACGUAAUACAUAGUCGAUUGUACAAUCAAGCGACAACUUAUUUCUAGCAAAUAACACAUUGUAAUAAUCUAUGCUGUCAUAAUAUAAAGGUGAAAAUUCUAUAAUUUUUUUGAUAUAACAGUUCCGUUUUCACUAACUCUAUUCAUACUUACUUUGAUCAAGUAAGAUGUGAUUGAUAUCAAAUUACCUUACCGUAAAACCAGUUUUAUGUUUUCCCGUAGUAUACACAUCUGAUCUGAAACGUCUUUCAGGUGCGUUAUAGUCUAUGAAAUCGUCUUAAUCGUUGACGUUGUACUGUUAUGAUUUACUGGUUAAAUCUUAAUUUAUCACAUAAUAUAACUAGACAGUUCCAAAUAGUAAUAUAGUAAAAAUUUUGUUUGUACAAUUAAUGUACCUUCUAGUAACCCUUAGAGAUAUGGUAUUUCAUACUAAUUUAUAUUAUAAGUAAUAAAAAACUAACGUGACCUUCAUUCUGGAUAUGUGUGUAAACAUACACCCCAAAUAAAAUAGUAAUUUAUCAAUAAAAAACAAUCUUUGAGAACUAUAUUUGCGACGGAGAGCUAACAAAUAAAGCUAAAUUCCUUAAAUAAGGCAAUAUAUUAACGAAGAAAAUAAUAUCGCCUAUUUAUUUAAUAUUUUCAUAAAUUAUGUAAUUUUAGUUUGUUGUCUACAUCUUUAUAAAAUAAAGCUAUUCGUUAUAUAAAAACGAUUCACAGAAAAUAUUGCCCUAUUAAACAAAUCGUAACACUAAAAAGUAUUGUAAAUAUUUCUAAGCAAUGGAAAAUGCGCGCGAUUAAACCUGAUGUUUAGGUAAAUAUUAGAAAAAGCCACGUUUUAAUAAUGUUAUAGUUAUACGGCCUUAUAAAACGUGAACUGAAGGGAAUGUUUCUAUGGUAACGGAAUCUUAGGUCCACGUCUUAUAACUAAGCCGAGAGGUUAUAUAAAAAAUUGAAAACUGACAAACAACGUGGCUGGGAAGUGCCCAGUUUUUAUCAGCUCAGUUAUAAGUAAAUACAAAUCAUGGAUAGUAAUCGGACUAACGGAAUUGUAAAAUUUCGUAAGCAUUAAUAUUUUUUCAAAUUUGACAACAUUAUGUUAACUAUUAGCCCUCGCGAUGUCGUUUCACCUGAAUAUGUUUUUGACUUACUUUUUCAGUAGCAUAUGGAAAGUUUUGGCAUUGCUUGUGGUUGCUAAAACCUAACUACCAAAUCAAACUUAAUUUUUAUUUUAUUUCAAUGUUUCUCUCCAUUAUAAAACUCAGAGGUUAAUGAAUAAAUAAAGAAAAUACUCUGAUUGGUCCAACCGUAAUCAGUUUUUGCGCAUAGCGACAUAUUUUGCGUCAGAUUUUUAUUUAUAUUUAUAUUGAUUAUACAACGUGGGACGUGCCCAUUUUUUGUCACGCAUUUUUUACGUUAAUGUUUAUAAACCGGACGUAUUAUUAUUUUACGUAAACCCUGAUGAAAUUAACUAUUACCUAGUAAUUGUUCAAUAUGCGUUGUUCAAAAUGGCACCGGGUCGGUCCGGUGGGGCGAUCUUGGACCACUUUAUAUGUUCUAUUUUUAUUCGCAAUAAUGCAGGUCAUACAAAAAAUUACCUUUCUCAUAGGUUCUCUUGCGUUUCAUUAUUAAGCAAACUGCAUAUUUUGUAAGCUAUAUUCAUGGUUAUUUUUGUUAGAGGCACUUGUAUUAAAAUAGUAUUUUUUAAGUUUGUUAUAUUGUCUAUCUAACACGAUGUAAAAAGUAAUAGUUGUAGUCAAUUAGAGAUCAGAGUUUAUCUUUGCUUCAUAGCUAGAUGUUUUAGUUGAAUUUUCGAUAACCUAUUAUGAUAAUGACACACCAUACUUUCCUUAUCAUUCUAGCAAACUUCUAAUGAUAGUGACAUAACAGGCAAAAGUUAUAAAUUAAAUACUUUGGAUAACAAAGUAUAUAAUGAAUUAAAAAUACUAUUUAUUUAUUUUAUUAAAAGCAAGAAAAUAAACUAAAAGGUAAUUUUCUGUUUUUAAAUUUUGUUAUUUUUAUUUUUAUAUUAAAUCUUGUAAAUUUUACGAUGAGACGACGGCGCCAUAUUGUCUGUGUCUAAGAUGAGAUUUGGUAUACCUAUCUGAAAGAAAAACUAAUGAAUGCAAUAGUCGACAACAAUAUUAUAAUAUGUAUUCAGAUUUUUUUGGAAAAAUAGGCCUUGCUUAACAGUAUUAUUUGAAAAUGAUAGAUGUCUUUACAAUACCAACGGUUCUUAUUGUCUUUGUAGCAAAUAAAAAAUAACAAUGAAUACUUCGUUCGCGAUAAUAAUGGGUGAAGUAUUUUUUACCGUAGCACACUUUCGACAAAAUGCUACGAGAUUUCGUAGCUGAUCUACACGCCUGCAACGAAAGCCAGCAAACAAUCGUGUGAUUUAGGGCGAGGACUUGUUUCUUAAAUAUGUAUAUAAUUCCUUCCUAAUAUUCAUUUAUAAUUACCUCACAGAGGUAACAUUUUCCUGCGUAUUAUUUGAGCUUAGAAAUAAGUGAUUAGCUGUGAUUUAUUAUAAAAUCCCUUGUAAGACAAGUGUAGUAGUUUUAUUUAGAUUUUAUAACGUGUUUCUUGUCCUAGACACAAAUUUAUUUUUCCUAACACAUUGUAUUACUUUUUUGUUAUAUAGAGUUUUAGUUCACUUUGAGACACAGAGAAACUAUAAAUGAAUAUGUGUUUAAAAAUCAAGCAUCGAACAUGACAAAAUAUAAAGAUUUUGUGACAACCCUGCUAUAAAUAAUACCUGGAGUUCAAUAGUCACACUUUUCAUGGCCUUUUAAAGGUUUGCUAAGGAGUUUUGUACUGUGAAUAUGACGUAGAGUAAAUGCUUAUAUUUGUAAUUGUAAGAACCGAUUUUUCUAUAACGUAGAUUAAGUAAACGUCUUUAUUAAUAACACAAUUUAGGUGUAGUGUGUAGACAGUUUAGCUAAAUGCAGGUAAUUAUACUUCUGAAAGAUCGUUUCUUACAUUAAAUUAACUUAUGUACAACCAAUCGAAAAACAGUUGUAUUCAAAUUGAUCUUACAUAAUGUUAUCGUGACAAUUAGCGUCUUUACUAUAUUAAUAUUAUUGGACGUUUUAAAUAAAGAAUGAUUUAACA
Molecule: messenger RNA, 6227 nt
Organism: Pieris rapae (cabbage white)
Lineage: Eukaryota; Metazoa; Arthropoda; Insecta; Lepidoptera; Pieridae
Product: protein FAM13A
Exons: 11
Coding region: 748-2316 (522 amino acids)
Source: RefSeq, a predicted model, not a curated record